AACAUGGGUUAAGGGUUUUAUUCGUGUCGCGGUGAGUGGAAAACCAUUUUUAGUGGCUGAAGACAGUGCGUUGUCCUACUACGCUAGUUCAUAUCCCAAUCCAGGAAGUUGAUAGCUUGAAAUUCAUAGAGCAUCAUAUAUCAUCACUGCUUCGCCUCUGACGACCGCUACUGCAUGAGCGGCCUUCUUUGUGGCUUCAUUCCUCAACAUAUCUCUGAGCUGCCAUUCUCAUAUCGUCGAAGCAGCAGAAUUUAAUGGCAAGCAAAGCUGUGAAAACUACGGCAAAGGCCAUUUUUGAGUACCAAUACCCCUGGAAAGAGAAGUUGGCAAAACGUAAAGAUGAACUAUCCAAGGGCGUAUGGGGUUACUGGAAUCUAGGGGCAUGGACGCCACUCCACAUUAGUGCUCGUAGACGAGCUAGACUUCGAAAGGAAGUCCUACUUGCAGGGGAAGAUUGGCCAUAUGAUCCGGAGAGGAAAGAGAUGAGAACCAAGAUAAAAGGGCAUAAAUGCGAUAAGAUAUCUGCAGAGAAACGUGAAAACACUGCCAAAUUGAUGCAGCGAAUGCCGGAUAUGUUGUUGGCCUACAAGAAGCGGAAGUGGGAGAAGAAAAUGAAGGAGGAAGACAAAAUAUAUAAAGUGAGGGAAGAGGAAAAGAAGUCCAAGUAAAUUCUCCUUUUUUUGGUUCCAGAGUUGCUUCCUAUAGUGCAGCUUUUUCUUUUUUUCUUCUAAAAAAUAACUGAAUGAACUUGGUCUGAUUUUUUUUUAAUAUAUACAAUGUUCCUCUUUAUGUAUUUAUUUGUUUCAAGGAAAACAAACAUAUAUGUUUUAUUCCUACCAGAGUAAGUAGGUGGAAAGUGCAUUAAGUUCUUCCUUUCAAAUCCGAAAGUUCAUUCCUUUGGCUUCUUUCAAA
Jatropha curcas is the source of this 912-nucleotide messenger RNA. RefSeq lists its product as uncharacterized. The record is from RefSeq and is a predicted model, not a curated record. Lineage: Eukaryota; Viridiplantae; Streptophyta; Magnoliopsida; Malpighiales; Euphorbiaceae.